Messenger RNA from Erigeron canadensis, 1812 nucleotides. RefSeq names its product serine/threonine-protein kinase OXI1-like. Lineage: Eukaryota; Viridiplantae; Streptophyta; Magnoliopsida; Asterales; Asteraceae. Gene Ontology annotation, molecular function: protein serine/threonine kinase activity; ATP binding. Gene Ontology annotation, biological process: protein phosphorylation. Gene Ontology annotation, cellular component: nucleus; cytoplasm; plasma membrane. Bases 189 to 1418 code for a protein of 409 amino acids. The record is from RefSeq and is a predicted model, not a curated record. The transcript has 2 exons.
AAUACUAUCAACACAAACCCCUUCUCCACGCACUUGAAAGUUGAAACAGAACAAACCCAUAUAUAAAACCAAAACCCCCCAAAAAAUCAACAACAAACACACACCCACCUCUCCAAAAAAGAAAGAAGAAAUACAUAAUAAUCUUCAUCGGCAACAGUUUUUGUCUAAUUUGUGACCGCGCGCGCGCAAUGAAUGCGGACCAAGUAGUCCCUUCAUUAGACCUCGGUAAACUUAAGGUUAUAUCCCCGCUAGGCCGAGGUGCUAAGGGUGUGGUAUUCUUAGUCCAAGAUGAAACUGAUCAUAAUGGUGACGAUGGCGAGUUACUGGCUUUGAAAGCGAUAUCCAGAGCUUCCAUUACAAAGAAAACAAAGAAAAAAGAUAGCGAUGGUAGCGAGUACAAAAGAAUUUGUUUCGAACAAGAAGUGUUGGGACGAUGUGAACAUCCGUUGUUACCAAAACUUCGCGGCGUUUUAUCUACUGAUAACAUUGUUGGCUACGCUAUUGAUUAUUGUCCUGGCCGUGACCUUAAUUAUCUUCGGAAAAAACAGACCGAAAAAAUGUUUUCUGAUGAUCUCAUCAGGUUUUAUGCCGCGGAAUUAGUGCUUGCAUUGGAAUAUUUACACGGAUUAGGAAUUGUGUAUCGGGACUUAAAGCCAGAAAACGUAAUGAUACAAGAAAAUGGCCACUUAAUGCUUGUGGAUUUCGAUCUUUCAACAAAAUUGUCACCGAAAUCGCCAUCAAGAUCGACAACGCCGACAAACACCACACCGAUAAAGAAUAAGAAGAAGAGAAAUAAGUUUUCAAAGCUAUACAAAUGUUGCCACCCUGGGAUCACAGAGGGUGACUCGGUACACCCAGCUGAGUCAGUCAACUCAGAACCGAGUUACAUUACAACAACCGACCCACAUUCGAAAUCGAACUCAUUUGUGGGCACUGAAGAAUACGUGGCACCGGAAAUGAUACAAGGAACAGGGCACGAUUUUUCGGUAGACUGGUGGUGUUUAGGUGUUGUUUUACACGAAAUGUUGUAUGGAACGACACCGUUUCGAGGGAUAAAUAGGAAAGAAACAUUUUACAGGGUAUUGUCAAAGACGCCCGAAUUAGUUGGUGAACCGACACCGUUACGAGAUUUGAUCCGGAAAUUACUGGAAAAGGAUCCGAAACAGAGAAUACGGGUUGCUGAAAUCAAGGGUCACGAUUUCCUUAAAGGCGUUGACUGGGAAAAAGUCUUGGAGAUCUCCAGACCACCGUAUAUACCUGGACGGUUCGAUGAUGACGUGUGUAGUGAGGAAAAUAGUAAAAAGGGAAGAAUUGAUAUUGAGGAUUUUGUUCAAGGAGUGUUUAAAGAGGACGUCAUUGGUGAUGUCAUCGGGGAAAAAGUCGACCAAAAUGCAGCAAAGAAUUUUCUAGUCUUCUAACUUAAUUAUAUAAAUAUUUGUUUGUUAUUUCAUUUUUUUAUAUAUAUCAUAUGUAGUAAAAAUAUAUACUCCGUUAUUAUAUAUUUUCUAUUUAUAAAUGGGCGUGGGUACAUAUUGACAAAAAAGGUGGGUUUGAGAAGGAAGGAAAUAUAUACUCUAGUGUCAGAGAGUGAGUAAUAAAGUACAAGAAAGAAGUAGUAAUUGAAUGCCGUAAAUGUUGUUGGGCAGUUGUAACAAUUGGAAAGUAAAGAUUGAUACCGUCGGCUUUCCAUCUUUUUUGGUUUCGUGGUCCUUUUUUAUUGCUUCUUAUUCAUAAAAGAGAGGCUGUGAUGCGAGGUGCUUUAUUCGUGUAAAAUAAUUGAAAUUGAUUAUUUGUAUAUGGGAUUCGUAGAAA